Messenger RNA from Durusdinium trenchii, 997 nucleotides. The record is from the annotation of a GenBank genome assembly. Lineage: Eukaryota; Dinophyceae; Suessiales; Symbiodiniaceae.
GGUUGGUGCCGGUGCUAACGAAGCAAAUAGUUGUUUGGUGUUCCGAAGGGUCUCAUGGCGAAGAAUGCGCAGCUGGAGUUGAAAGCAUCCGCGACAACACUGGCAAUUUGGGACUGGAGCGACCGCUUGCUGUAUGGCGCACACGUCUUUUGGAUGAUCAAGGAGAUCGGCUGGGUACUCCUGGUCCCCGAAAUCUGUUUGCCUGCCGGCCUGGCCGCGGGGCUCCUGAUGAUCAUCGGCGUCAUCGCUCACGCCUGCCGUCGAGACUUCGCCAAUGUUCUUCCAGAGAUGGUGAUGUGCAUUUGGCUAUGCUCCAACGUGACCUGGAUGGCCAGUGAGGUGCUGAUGGACGACCCGGACGCCAAGUUCUCGUGGCACUUGUGCCCGGUGCUCCACGGCGAUCAUCAGUCAGAGUACGACACUAUGUCCGUCAUGGUCGCAGACGGCUUUCUGCUUUCUGCGGGUCUAUAUGUGCUUGGUGUGGCGUAUCUCAUUUGCGUACACCGUCGUUUGAAGGGCCCUGUGGGACGCGUCCUGCUGCAGUGCUACCUUUGCAGCUGGUGCUUGAAGGACUACUUUUGGGCCGACGAGGAUUUUUGGCCGGCCAUUUCUACUGACCUGGUCACUGUGCCCAUGCUGCUCUACAACAUUCACCUCGAAUCAGGAAUUUGUUCGGCAUCCCUUGCGAGUUUCGCUUGGCUUUCAUGGACUUUGGCGAAUGGCAUUUGGAUUGUGGGAGAGCUCAAGUUUCCUGGGGAGACUGGAUUCAACAUCAGUGCUGCGUGCUUGCUCACGUUGGCACUGGUCUUCCUUGGCACGGGCUACCAGGCUUACAAGGCCAGUGAGCGUGUGGACUUGUGCCCCGACAGCAGCAGCGAGGACAGCUGUGACAGCAUCAGCGCGAAUGAGUCCUGCUAGAGUGGCACCGAUUUAAUGCCAAGAGAGCAGCCCAGAGUUGCUUGGAUCAUCUCCAUGGUGUAAGUCCUGUUCGGUUUCC